Coregonus clupeaformis (lake whitefish) is the source of this 4290-nucleotide messenger RNA. RefSeq names its product DNA (cytosine-5)-methyltransferase 3B-like. The transcript is spliced from 22 exons. Gene Ontology annotation, cellular component: nucleus. The record is from RefSeq and is a predicted model, not a curated record. Gene Ontology annotation, biological process: negative regulation of transcription by RNA polymerase II. NCBI's taxonomy places the organism in Eukaryota, Metazoa, Chordata, Actinopteri, Salmoniformes, Salmonidae. Gene Ontology annotation, molecular function: DNA (cytosine-5-)-methyltransferase activity, acting on CpG substrates; DNA binding. The coding region runs from base 293 to 2785 and encodes 830 amino acids.
UGAAUAUUGUGGCAAAAAAAACAAAGAAAAAAAGAUUACAACAGGCAAGAUUGAAAAGAAGAGAACUCCGCUUAGAUAUUUGCCCCCCAGGAUAUAAAGGCGUGCAUAGGUUGAGGUAAGUAGUGUGACACUUCGAGGGACCUUGGCAAGCAGUGUGCAAGCAUUGUGCAAGCAGUGAGAGAGGACCAAUCAAUCACAACUCUUCCCCCUCUCUCUUUCCGAACAACAACCCCUGCAACAGGUUAGAAGAGAAACAAAAUAACAAUCAUUGACGAAGUUAACUGCAACAGUAAUGCCAUCCAACAAGUAUUCUUCAGCCAUCAUGGUGGAGAGUGACAAGAUGACGGCAACAGCUGAGGUGAACGGGGACAUUCCUGCAGCCGAGGGACCAUCAGAGAGCGACAGUGGCGCGGAGAUGACCAAUGAGAACAGCCCGCUCACCGCCGCCGAGCCGCCCUCCCCCUUCAGCCCCAAGCAGAACGGAGACGCUGCCUCACCUGCAGACUCAGAUGUGAACCAGUUGUCUGGGAGCAGGAAGAGAACCAGGAAGAGGUCCUCUGAGGAGGAGGAGUGCAUCUGGGACGCCUCCUAUAGUGAGCAGAAGGCCAAGGUAGCAGGGGUGGGGGGCUCGGAGUCUGGCUCGGGUCUGAGACAGAGACCCUCUCCCAGGACCAUCUUCCAGGCCGGUCUGCUGGCCCCUCACACCAAACCACGCAGCCGCGAGCAGAGAAGGGGAGGACGCCAGAGCAAGCUGGAGCACCACAGCAGCCCUCUGAGCCUGGCCUGCAGUGUUGGCUCCGGGCCCCUGGUGUCAGUGGUCCCUGAGAACCCCUCCCUGCAGCUCCUGGAGCAGGACUCUAAGGAUUCGGCCCAGAGUACCUCCACCUCCUCCACCUCUCUGACCUCCCACACCACAGAGCCUGCCUGCCAGCCAGAGUACAAGGACAACAAGGGCUUUGGCAUUGGGGAGAUGGUGUGGGGGAAGAUCAAGGGGUUCUCCUGGUGGCCAGGCAUCGUGGUCACCUGGCGCGCAACUGGCAAACGACAGGCCACGCAUGGCAUGAGGUGGCUGCAGUGGUUCGGUGAUGGCAAGUUCUCUGAGGUUUCAGCUGACAAGCUGGAUUCCAUCACUGCUUUCCCCAAGUUCUUCAACCAAGCCUCCUACGCCAAGCUGGCAUCCUACCGCAGGGCCAUCUUCCAGGCACUGGAGAUGGCCAGUCUGCGUGCUGAGAAGCCGUUCCCUCCGUGUGAGUCAGAGGGGCCAGAGGACCAGGUCAAGCCCAUGCUGGACUGGGCCAACGGGGGCUUCCUGCCUAAGGGCCAGGAGGGCCUGAAACCCACAGAGAACCCUGACAGCAACCCGUUGAACCACAAGGUGUUGGACGUCAGUCUGCCUGAGUAUUUCCCCACAGCCAAGAGGCCCCGCAUCAGCCUUUGUAAGGCCAAGAGCAGCCCAGAGGAGGUCUACAGUAGAGAACAAAUGGUGCAUGAAGUUUUGAAGAAUAACAGAAGUAUAGAAGAGUUUUGCCUCUCGUGUGGGAAAACAAGAGCGGCAACCUUCCACCCACUUUUUGAAGGAGGCCUUUGCCAAGCAUGCAAGGACGUGUAUCUUGAGAUCUCCUACAUGUAUGAUGACGAUGGCUACCAAUCGUACUGUACCGUGUGCUGCGGGGGCCGCGAAGUGCUGCUGUGUGGGAACGCCAACUGCUGCAGGUGUUUCUGUGUAGAAUGUCUGGACAUUCUGGUGGGCGCGGGGGCGUCGAACAGUGCCCGUAACCUGGACCCGUGGCGCUGCUACAUGUGCCAGCCCCUGCAGCCCUACGGUGUGCUCAAACGACGCCACGACUGGAGCAUGAAGCUGCAGGAGUUCUUCAUCAACGACAACGGCCAGGAGUUUGAAAGCCCAAAGACCUACCGGGCUGUCCCUGCAGAACAGAGGCGCCCCAUCCGCGUGCUCUCAUUGUUUGAUGGCAUCGCCACUGGCUACUUAGUGCUGCGAGACCUAGGAUUCAAAGUGGACCAUUAUAUUGCGUCAGAGGUGUGUGAGGAUUCCAUAUCAGUGGGCGUCGUCCGACAUGAAGGAAGAAUCCAGUACGUGCACGACGUGCGCAACAUCACCAGGAAGAAUAUAGAGGAGUGGGGCCCAUUUGACCUGGUGAUAGGAGGAAGCCCCUGUAAUGACCUGUCUAUUGUCAACCCCGCCAGGAAGGGACUGUACGAGGGCACAGGGAGGUUGUUCUUUGAGUUCUACCGCCUGCUGAGUGAGGCCAAGCCCAAGGAGGGCGAGGACCGCCCAUUCUUCUGGAUGUUCGAGAACGUGGUCGCCAUGGGCGUCAACGACAAGAGGGACAUCUCCCGUUUCCUCGAGUGCAAUCCAGUGAUGAUCGAUGCCAUUGAGGUGUCUGCGGCUCACAGGGCUAGGUACUUCUGGGGCAACCUACCAGGGAUGAACAGGCCUCGGUGUGCAUCUGGGAUGGACAAGCUAGAGCUGCAGGACUGUCUGGAACAUGGCCGUGUGGCAAAGUUUGGAAAGGUGCGCACCAUCACCACGCGCGCCAACUCCAUCAAGCAGGGCAAAGACCAGCACUUCCCAGUCAUGAUGAACGGCAAAGAGGACAUCCUGUGGUGCACCGAGCUGGAGAGGAUCUUUGGCUUCCCGGUCCACUACACAGAUGUGUCCAACAUGGGCCGCGGUGCCAGGCAGAAGCUUCUGGGCAGGUCCUGGAGCGUGCCUGUCAUCAGACACCUGUUUGCCCCUCUGAAGGACUACUUUGCAUGUGAAUAGUGCCCUCCCUGACCAACCUCUCUGUAGUUCCACUCCUCCCUCUACCACUACACCAGAUGAGGAGGAUCUGGAUCUGCACCCUUUGGCCUCCUCCAAUCAUGAGGCUGAGGAGAUCAGGUACACAUGGUGACUCCGCUCUCACCACUCUCCGUUCAGGCAGGGUGUUUUCAUCCAACACACUAAAAAUACCCUACACAAAAAAAUCUAAGGAGCCAAACCUGCUUUCACUGAGCGAAACCAGCACUGCCAUAGGGGGACCAUUUGAGGGUCUUACUUUUAUAGCCUUCUUUUUAACAAAAGGCUGGUCUGAGAGUGACAUGGAAAGUACCACUGAUUGUCAAUGGGAAGUGCCAAUGCCAAGUUAGACAAUCUUGUUAUCCCCUGGUAGGCAAAUGCCAAAGCGUUAUUUUAGGGUUUUAAGGUUUUAUACACUGCUUUUACUUUUUUAACAAAUUACUUCCCCUCAUGUUGUCUUUGAGUGGAUUUGUUGUGAUCACAGUCAGACAUAUUUUUAUGCCACACUGAUUUUCUAAAACUAGAGAAAGUUUUAUAUAAGAAUUUAUAUAGAUAUCUUUAUGAAUGAGUAGACAUUUUUGUUUAAUUUUCAUGAUGUCAACAUAGUCAGGGUUGGGAAAUAUACAUUUUCUUCUCCCAAAUGCCAAUGUGACGUAAUACUUUAAACAAUUGAAUGCAAAAACGUCCAAUCGAGCUGAGAGACAGAAUGAAGAAGAACCCGUUCUCAGCCAUAUCCAAAUACAUCAACAAAUGUACUGUAAAAUCAAUGCAAAGACAUGUAAAGACAUCUCAAUAUUGGACAUUUUGACAUUUGGCAUGUGCUACUGUUCUAAAUUAUCCAUAUUCUUUAACUGGAAGUUAGUUUUUUUGUUUUCACCAAAUAUAAGUGGGCAUUACCUAAUCAUCCAGGGCAUCUGAAAACCUACCUUGGCGAUCUAUACAAAAAGUCACUGGAAUGUUUUAUAUAAAUAGUAUACUUCAUUGUUAUACUGUAUAUAUGAAAAUGUUUACAAGAUUUACAAAUAUUUGAUUGGUCUUUGGGAGUUUCAUUGUCCUAAUGUCAUCUUAAAUUUAUAUUUUUAAAUCUGUAAAUUUCAAUGGAUGAUAAACCCCAGUAUGGUGCAUAGAUAUCCUUCAACAUUGUUAAAGUGCUCUGGACUUCAGAUUGAAGUACAAUAUACACUUUAUUUUGGCUACUCAUUUUGGCUACUUUUGUAGCCCUUUUUUGUGUUGGUAAAUUAAUGUGGAGAGUUUGCUGUGCAGUUUUAAAAUACUGGACAUUUUGUACUGAUUUUACAUAGCAUAUGUUCACAGUGGAGACCUGCCAGUUAUUUGUUUUUCACUGAGUACUACUCAGUACUACUCACUCAUUCAUGGUGCUGUUCAAAGAGCUUACAUCAGUAAAACACUGUAUGUCAUAACCAGCACUUGCUUUACUUCAAAGGUAAGUUUUUACUAAGAUGCCAAAAUACAUACAGUGGGGGAAAAAA